GUUGUGUGCACACUGGCCGAUCGGUCGUCGUCGUCGGUACGGUGAAUUUUUGUAAAUUUUAGAAUUAAAAUAGAAAGGCAUUUGUUUAUGCCAAACGCGUAAUUGUGCGCAUUGGUUUAAGCGAAAAGCUAGAUCCCUAAGGACCCUCACACACGAACAGAUAAGAAUGUUCAACUUUAUGAAGAAAAGCGCCGGCGAUGAAGAGAAGGAACGUCGCAAGCGCGAAAAGAAACUGCGCAAAGAGGCUAAAGGUGGCAGCGGGGGUGGGGUUACUGGCAGCAUGAGCACCGAUGAACUGCUGCGUCUAGAGGAGGUGCGUCGAUCGCUCAAGAUACGGGGCCGCCGUAAGGAGAAGGAAAAACUGCCCAGCGGCAUAACAGCGGACUACAGUGCAGAUUUCUUUGCGGCCCUCAAUGCCGAUGCAGCCAGCGGCAACGCGAAUGGGAAUGGGAAUGGCAAUGGAAAUGGAAACGGCGGCCCAGAGCAGGAUCGUGGCAAUGAGGAAAUUGUAGCAUCUGUGAUGACACACAUCGAGAGUCGAAGCGCCGCCAACGAAUCUCUUAUUUUGAACUAUGGCGAGGUUACACAUUCCCUGCUCUCGGGUGGACUGAAGAAUCGAUUUUUGCCGCCGGUGCCGCCAAAGCCGCCCAAGCGUGGCAUUUUGAAGGGUUCGCGCAGCAACAUGAGCAACGUUCACGAGGAGAUUGUCUUCACCGGUGGCGGCACUCCCGAAAUGCUGAUGCGCAACACCAUGCAAAAUGAGCAGCUGUUUGAGGGCAACCGUGGCGGCGGCAGCGGUGGCUCCAAUUCCAGCCAACAUGGCACCUCGUUCACCUCCGUGGAGAGCCUGCGCAGCGACGGUGAUCAUCCGCCGCAGCAGCGCGCCAUGACCCUGCCGGCGAACGCGCGCUAUGGCGCACCACAGACGCCCACGCAGGCUGCCCAUUUGCAUGUGCUGACUUCACCGUCACCGAGUGCCGACAGUCUCACAGAUACCACAAACUCCUCCUUUGCCACGCCUCCAUUCUCGCUGAGUCCAGUGGGCGAAUCGCAGGGCAUCGAUCGCUGGGCCCGUGUGCACACCUUUGAGGAUGUGCAGCUGCCACUGCCACCGGUCCAGCUGGUGCAGCUACCGCCGCCCAGGCAGCUGGUCAUCAAACGCCAGAAAUCGCCGCGGCAUGACUUCGGAUUCAGUCUGCGCAAAGCUAUUUGCUUGGACCGCACCGAGUCGCUGAUGUCGCCCAUCUUUCGACCGGUGAUCUUUGCGGAGCCUGGUGCUGGAGGUGGCGCCACGGGCCUGCUGCCUGGCGAUCGUUUGAUCAAGGUGAAUGGCACACCCGUGGGUGAUUUAUCACGCGAGAUCAUCAUCGAGAUGAUACGCAACAGUGGCGAAGCUGUUACCGUCGAGGUGCAACCCGUAGCUGAGCUGGUGGAGUUGAGCAAGCGCUGCAUGGCGCCCAGCACGGCCACCGUUGAAGAGAUCGAUCAUUCCAUUAACAACGGCAACUGCAACACUCUCCGUCGCAGCGCCAGCAAACGCUUCAAGCGUCAGAGUCGGCACGAGAACGGUACGGGCGGCCUUUUUGGCAAAAGCGAUAGCGAUGUGGACGUAGUCGACGACGCCUCGCAGCCGGAACGUGUGUGGCUGGUGCAUCGCGGUGGCUUUACGGCAGCGCUGCGUCUGCCGCCCGGCGACACGGCGCAUGAGGAGCACAAGCUGAACGUGCGAUUGCUGCAUAAUGGCGAACAGUUGACCGUGGACGAGGAUGACAUCGAGAAGCAGAACAGCCCCGCACUGGACUUGGUUGAGGACAUCUGUGAGCUGAAGUAUCUGAACGAGGCGUCUGUGCUGCACUGCCUCCGACAGCGAUAUGCCAGCAAUCUGAUACACACCAAGGCGGGGCCCACGCUGCUCGUGGUCAAUCCCAUGGCACCGCUGUCGCUCUACUCUGAGAAGGUUGUAUCCAUGUUUCGCGGCUGCAAAACGGAGGACAUGCCGCCCCACGUCUACUCGCUAGCCCAGACCGCCUACAGGAGUUUGGUUGAAACGCGACGCGAUCAAAGUCUAAUAUUCAUGGGUCGUUCUGGUUCUGGCAAGACCACAAGCUUUAAGCAUGCGCUCAACUACUUGGCGUUGGCUGCUGGUGCAUACAAUAAUUUUAUUAAUGCGGAAAAAGUGGGUGCAUUGUGCACAAUUUUGGAAGCAUUUGGCAAUACGAGAACAUGUCUGAAUUCGAAUGCGACGCGUAUGACGCAGCUGCUCAGCUUGGAUUUCGAUCAGACCGGUCAAAUAGCAUCAGCCUCUUUGCAGGUGCUGCUGCCGGAACGACAACGUGCGGGUCGCAGGCUUUCGCACGAGCACAGCUUCCACAUUAUGACGCGGCUGUUGGCUGGCGCCGCGGGUCUGCUGCAGAAAGAGCUGCAUUUAGAGAACAUCUCGUCCGAAGACAGUCAUCCGUUUAUAUCGCUUUCGCAGCGAUUGGAAGAUCGUCAUCGGGCGGCGAAUGACUUUUUGCGUACGGUGCAGGCAUUUGAGACACUCAACAUUGAUGCCAAGGCUGUGCGGGGAAUCUGGAGUAUACUGGCAGCUAUCUAUCAUCUAGGCAUUGCGGGUAUUACUCGAAUGGGCACCGGGUCGACGGCUCGAACGCAGUUUGCGAAUCCGACAGCAGCACGGAAGGCGGCCAGUCUGUUGGGCGUCAAUCUUGAGGAUUUAUCGGCAGCUGCAUUCGGUCUUACACAGCCCACUGCAACAGGCGCCAGCUUGAGUCCCUCUAAGUCGCCCACCUCAGAUGGGGGUCAAGAGUGGGAAUGCCUUGAAGCGCUCGUCAUUGGCCUCUACUCGGAGGCACUGGCCGCUGUGGUGGCUCUGAUAAAUCGACAGAUCUGCACUUCAGCUCAUACUAUUGCUUCAAUAAUGCUGAUCGAUACACCAGGCUUCCAAAAUCCAGCCAGCUGUGGCCAACAAGUGGGCGCCACACUGGCAGAUCUGCGUCACAACUAUCUGCAGGAGCGACUCCAAAUGCUGUUUCAUCACACAACAUUGGUGGCGCCACGGGAUCGCUAUGCCCAGGAACUGGUGGAGAUCGAAAUGGAUCAUGCCUCCGAAUGUCAUCCGGGCCCGCUGAUAUCUCUGAUAGACAAGGCUCCACAGAAUCAUGUGGUGCGAUCUUCACAGCGCGAUCUGCGCGAACAUGAUCGUCGUGGCUUGCUCUGGCUAUUGGACGAAGAGGCCAUCUAUCCGAACUCGAACGACGACACAUUCCUAGAGCGUUUAUUCUCGCACUACGGUGAUCGGGAACAUCACACGUUGUUGCGCAAAUGCGCCGGACAGCGCCAGUUUGUGCUGCACCAUCUGCAGGGAACCAACCCGGUGCUCUAUUCUGUCGAUGGCUGGGUGCGAAAUAGUCGCGAGCAUCCGGGCAUACGGAACGCGGUGUCGCUGCUGCAGGACAGCAGUCGGGAAGAGAUAAAUCGUCUCUAUAUUGGCUCACUGACGCGCGGCUCUGGUGCCAUGGUCUUUUGCGGCUCGUUCGCUGGCCUGGAGGGUACACAGUCGUUGCGUCGAGUGUCCAGCAUCCGGCGUUCCUUCACUACGGCGGGCGUCAAGCGUAACUCAAUUAUGCUGCAGGUGAAGUUCACCGUGGAUGGCAUAAUUGAUACGUUGCGCCGCACGGGCACCCACUUUGUGCACUGCUAUUUGCUGCACCACAAUGCGGGAAAGCAUGCCAAGUUCACGGCGAACGGGUCGCCCAGCACGGCGCUAGCUCAAGCUGCUACCGAGGAGGAUUUGGUAAAUGUGCCACUGUUAAGGAGUCAGCUACGUGGCUCACAAGUUUUAGAGGCCGCUCGGCUGCAUCGUCUGGGCUUUCCCGAAUCUGUGCCAUUAGUGGAGUUCGUGCGUCGCUUCGGCCUGCUAGCAGCCGACUUGGCGAGCAAUAAAGAUGUUACCGUGGAGCAAAUACUCGCUGUCAAUGAACUGGACGUUGCCAGCUAUCGCAUUGGACCAAGUCAAAUUCUCUUCCGAUCGGGCGUACUCAAUGAGCUGGAAGCUAAACGAGAUGUGCUGCUAUCGGAUCGCAUCAUACAGCUGCAGGCAUUGUGUCGCGGUUAUUUGGCACGCAAGAAGAUGUCACAGCGCCGUGUACAGGAGCUGGCGGUGCGUUGUAUUCAGCGUAAUGUGAAGGCCUUUCUGGCCGUGCGGGAUUGGCCUUGGUGGCGUUUGCUGGUGCGUGUGACGCCUCUACUCAAUGUACACCGCACCGAGGAGCAGCUGAAGAUCGCCAACGAGGAGCUGAUCAUGCUGCGCGCCAAGCUGGAGAAGAUCGAGUACGAUCGCAGCGAAGUGAAGAACGAAAAUCAGAAAUUGGAAGCCAAGUUAUCCGAACUGACUGUUGAUCUGGCGGAGGAGCGCUCUACGGCUCAUAUUGCCACCGAGCGCUUGGAAGCGGAGACUGCCGAACGCCUGAAGCUCGAAAAGGAGCUCGGGGAGAGUCAGGCGAAAGUAAAGAACCUGCAGGAGAUGAGUGAGAAACUGGAAAUGGAGUUGAUAUGCGCCAAGUCCGACUUGAAUGGCAUCUCCGAGGAUGAAGAUGCCGAGCACGAAGAGGGCGCCGGUGGAGUCUACAAGCUAAAAUACGAACGCGUGGCCAGAGAACUGGAGUUCACGAAGCGCCGACUACAGACGCAACACGAGCACGAUCUGGAACAGCUGGUCGGGCUCAAAAAGCAAUUGGAGAAGAAGCUUUCCGAUGCCUACGAAGAAGUUGAGGAACAACGUCAGGUUGUGGGCCAAUGGAAACGCAAGGCUCAAAAGAUGACCAACGAGAUGAAUGAUUUGCGCAUGCUGCUCGAGGAGCAAAAUGCACGAAACAAUUUGCUGGAGAAGAAGCAGCGCAAGUUCGAUGCCGAGUGUCAAGCCCUGCAGGAUGCAGCGCGCCAGGAGCGCCAGGCCAAGGAGCGGUACGGACGCGAGAAAGAUGUGCUCCAAGCCGAGAAAUUCACGCUCGAGCAAACACUGGCGGAUACGCGUCUAGAUUUGGAGCUGAAGGAAGAGAAAUUGGCGUCGUUGCAGCGUGAGUUGGAAGAGAUGACAUUUGGUGGCGGCACCGAGGAGGAGUUCGCCCAGCUCCGACGCUCUAAGAACGAAAUGGAACGUCGUGUUAAGGAGCAGGAGGAGGAGCUAGACGAAAUGGCUGGGCAAAUACAGCUGCUGGAGCAGGCCAAGCUGCGCCUAGAGAUGACCCUAGAGACCAUGCGGAAGGAGGCGCGUCGUGAGUCGCAGCAGCGCGAUGAAGAGCUGGAGGAGGUGCGUGGCAACAGCUACAAGAAGAUCAAGGCGCUUGAGUGCCAGUUGGAGACGGAGCACGAAGAGCGCACAUUGCUGCUGCGCGAAAAGCACGAGCUAGAGCGACGGCUGUCUUCAAUGGAAGAUCGCGAUCGUGUCGAUCGAGAUGCCGAGGAGGCACUGAAUCAAAAACUGCGACGCGACUUGCGCAAGUACAAGGCAUUACUGAAGGAUGCCCAGACGCAAUUGGAGCGACAGAAGGCGGAUACUCCAGGAAAGACGCUCAUCCGACAGCUGCGCAAUCAGCUGGAAGACGCGGAAUCGGCUCGCACACUUGCCAUGAAGGCGCGACAGACAGCCGAAGCUGAGUUGGCCGAGGUGCAGGCCAUGUUCGAGGAGUCACAUAGGGCUCGCAACGAUGCCGAGGAGCGCGCCAAUGCGGCACAUCGCGACCGUGCUGAACUGCAGGCGCAGAUCGAGGAGAACGAGGAGGAGCUGAGCGAGCUUAUGAAGAAGUACAGCGCCACCGUCAAGCAGCUCAACGCGGAACAAGUCAACGUAUCCGAAUCGGAAUUUAAGCUGACUGAACUCGAAGCAGAACGCAACAAUCUCAAAGAGCAGGUGGCUGAUUUGCAGCACCGACUGGACAAUGUGGAGAAUUUGGGUGAUCCGAGCAUAGCUGUAAUGUCCAAACGAUUGGAAAUGCGCACCAAGGAGCUGGAGUCCCGCCUGGAACUAGAGCAGGCGACCCGUGCGCGUCUUGAGGUGCAAGUCAGCCGACAUAAGGAGGCGUUGGAGAAGCUCCAGAACGAAGUAACUCAGUCGAAGCUGCGUGAAAUGCAAUCACAGGAAAUGCUCAAAAAAUCCCAAAAGAGCUUGCGCGACAUGCGCGAGGAAUAUCACGCGCUGUCCAGUCGUGAGCAGGAGUCGUUGACGCGUCGCAAGGAUUUGGAAAAGAAAAUGGAAGUCAUGGAAUCCGAGGGCUUGGCACUAAAGAACGAUUUACGCCUGGCGCUGCAACGCAUCGCGGACCUACAGCAGGCCAUGGAGGAGGAGGGCGAGGAAGAGUUAAGCGAGAGUGAGGAUAGUAUGAGCUCGGUGGGCUCGGUGAGCGACUUGGAGGAGCGACUGCGACCCGUGCAUGUAAAGCGGAGCUCACAGCAGUCAUUAAACGGCCCCAUUAUCCCACCAAGCACCACACGCACGUUGAUCUGCGAAAAGGACGACAACAGCCCUAGGUACGCUGAUAACGAAGUCAACUCAAACAGCAGGCAGCACAAGCACUAAGCACCGUAGUCGCAUUAGCUCGAUAAUACUUAUGCAUAUGUAUAACUAUCACUAGUUAGUUAGCUAGCUAGCUAGCUACUUAGCUUGUAAGGUCUGUUGCUAUUUGCCGGCUUAUCUAAUUAACAUAAUUACUUCAUACAUGCAAACUACAAACUACAAACCAUGCCAACCACAUCCAAAACUGACCCGAAAUCAACAAAACAAAAUCAAACGCCGCCUCCCGCCAUCAAUGCGAUUAAACCAAAACAAAAUCAUAAAAAAAACGACACACAAAAAUC
Messenger RNA from Drosophila navojoa, 6852 nucleotides. It is a transcript of the gene Mhcl, whose product is annotated as Myosin heavy chain-like. Lineage: Eukaryota; Metazoa; Arthropoda; Insecta; Diptera; Drosophilidae. Gene Ontology annotation, molecular function: ATP binding; actin filament binding; cytoskeletal motor activity. Gene Ontology annotation, biological process: actomyosin structure organization. The record is from RefSeq and is a predicted model, not a curated record. Gene Ontology annotation, cellular component: myosin II complex; myosin filament; cytoplasm.